AUGGAAGAUAAAAAACUUAAACAUAAACAUAGUGUUAAUACUAUAAAUAGCGGCAACGGUUAUCAUACCUCAGAACCUUCGGAAGAUUUUGUCGAAUCAUAUGAUGAAGAGCUAGCAUCCAGGGCGACUUCUUACGAAAAUUUCUCUGAUGAAGACGACAUUGAUAAUAUUGAAGUUGACCCAACAAAGUCAACACCGCAUUAUCAUACUCAACGAGCUGAGGAAGUCAUGCAACAAUUGAAACUUGUUGCGAGUGCACCUGGCUGGAAAAGAAUGUUUACCCAUAAGAGUGGCGUUUCUGUAUGGACAAAACCUGGCAUUGAUAAUAAUGGAAAGUCAGUUAUUCUAAAAGGUGAAGGCGUUAUACACGGUUUCACUCCACAAACAGUAUUCGCGGUAAUAGGAAAUAGAAAACUCUGGGACGAUUGGUAUGAGGACGGCAAUUUGAUUGAAAAUUUAAACGAUUCCACAAGUUUGACUUAUAUGGUCAUUCAAGCAUUGGCUGGGUCCAAAGCACGAGAUUUGUCCCUGGUGGAAAAAAUAGAAUGCACUCCAGCAGGAGUCGUAUAUUUUGUAUCUACAUCUGUUGAGACUCCAAAAGUUCCACGUGUCGCAAACAGAAUUCGUGCAACAAUCAAACUUAAUGGUUGGAUUCUUGACCCGGUCUCUGUUAAUCCUCCAGCAACAAAAGUAACAUAUGUUCUAGAAACGGACAUAAAAGGGUGGGUCCCUUUUUUCGUUUCCAAGAAAUAUUUGGCCAGGCGUCCCCUUGUUAUUAGCACUAUUGAUCAAUAUUUGCAAAGAAAUGGACCACCACCAAUUAUUGCUACGCCCACGCCUCCACCCACUCGAAGACCUUCUCGUAUAAUUACAAAUUCACCCUUAGGUCGUCCAGCGACUAUCAUUAAAGU
Molecule: messenger RNA, 911 nt
Organism: Ambispora leptoticha
Lineage: Eukaryota; Fungi; Glomeromycota; Glomeromycetes; Archaeosporales; Ambisporaceae
Source: the annotation of a GenBank genome assembly